Pelmatolapia mariae (spotted tilapia) is the source of this 1026-nucleotide messenger RNA. RefSeq lists its product as uncharacterized. The record is from RefSeq and is a predicted model, not a curated record. NCBI's taxonomy places the organism in Eukaryota, Metazoa, Chordata, Actinopteri, Cichliformes, Cichlidae. Gene Ontology annotation, biological process: response to bacterium. The transcript is spliced from 5 exons. The coding region runs from base 1 to 1026 and encodes 341 amino acids.
AUGAGAACAGCCCCACCAAGGCUGGAGAUGGUGCAAUACCGGAAGAGCACAUGGGAGAAAGAUGCAACCCAUAACAACAAUGCUCAGUGGCUAGCCGAGCCCCAGCAAUCUCCCCAAACAGGAUACAUACCAACCACAUGUAAGCUCCUGUCCUGCAUCAUAGCCUCUAAGAUUAAGAGCCACAUGGCUCAGUACAUGAGUGAGGUACAGGAAGGAGUUGCCUUGCUUCAUACUGCAGAGGUUCCUCAUCUGAUCUCUUUGACUACACUUGAACUUGGUGGCAAUGCCACUUUUCACUGUCCGUUCUCUGAGAAGACAGACAGAUUCUUCCACUGGUAUAAGCAGUCUCUUGGGAAAAUGGUCCAAACAGUAGCUACAGUAGUUUAUAACAAGAUAGAGUUCAUCAGUCCAUUUAAUCAUACACGUUUCCAUGUCCAUAAAUCAAAUGAUCAGUGUUUUCUUACUAUCAAUCACAUAAACAAAGAGGAUGAAGCAACAUACUUUUGUCAAACUGGAUCCGAGUUUUUACAACAUUUUGUUAGAGGAUUCUUCUUGGCUGUAAAUGAUUAUAAUCACCAGACAUCUGUCUAUGUGACGCAAACUCCAAAGUCAUCAUCGGUCCAACUGGGAAACACAGUCACCCUCCAGUGUUCAUUUCUCACCAAGAACAAAGAAAGCAGUGUUCAGUGUCCCAGUGAUCGCAGUGUACACUGGUUCAAAAGUGGAUCAGGAGAAAACCAUCCAAGUAUCAUUUAUAGAAAUUUCACUCAUAGAAACAGCAUGGAUGAUACAGAGAGACGCUGCAUCUACCAUCUGUCCAAAACAAUACAGAAUUCCUCUGAUACUGGGACUUACUACUGCGCUGUCGUCACAUGUGGAACGAUACUGUUUGGUGAAGGAUCUAAAGUGGACACAAGAACAGAAGUGGACCCAGUUAUUCUUAUUCUUGGAGGAUUGUUGGUCUGCUGUGUGAUUGUAAUCAUCGUCCUCAUUUCCUGCAUGACUUGUUGUCAUUUCAAAGGUUGA